This is a messenger RNA of Knipowitschia caucasica, 270 nucleotides long. The record is from the annotation of a GenBank genome assembly. Lineage: Eukaryota; Metazoa; Chordata; Actinopteri; Gobiiformes; Gobiidae.
AUGGAGCGGAGAGUCUACAUGGUGCAGGGGGAGGUGGGGCUGGUGGUUGGAGCCAUCAAGAGGAACUCCCGCUGGAACACACACACUCCUCUGGAUGAAGAGCAAGACCCACUCCUCAACAGCUUCUCUCAACUCAAAGAUGUUCUCAACAACAUUAAAGUUUGUGGAAGUGUGGGACCAGAGCGACCUGGGGGGAACCAGGUGUGCACAUACCAACGACCUGCACUGCAUCAGCGCAUUAGAUCCCUGAAGAUGGAGCUGACGCGCUAA